UAAACUAAAACCAACCCAGAGAUCAGUUUUAGGAUCAAUGUUUGGGUCAUUUUGAACACGUUUAUGACUGGUAUGGAUCCUGAGGUUCUCUAGUUGCUCUGAUUUGAAAUGUCAUAACUGCUUUUGAAGACGUUUAAGAGUUAAACAAACCGAAAGUAAAGAGCAAGUUAAACAACAUCACUACUGGAACAUUAGCAAUAAUUCACACAUCUGGCGAUGGCCCUCCAUGAAAAAGGUGAAUACUACAUCCUUACUGCAAAGCCCGAAGGUAAUGGCUGGAUCAAUCCAGGCAGCAUUGGCUACAGAACUGAGAAUCAAUAUCUACAUGUGAAAAGUCAGAAGGACACAGUGCAUGUCAGAUUUACAGAAUAUGUAAACAGCGUUAACCUUCCACUUGAUGUUCUGCAGCCACUGACAAAGCAAAAAGCAGAAUUCCUUUUAGCUCUUGGCAGUAAAGAAGACAGACUGGUGGAAUAUGCACGAUCGAAGAGUUUAGACCAGGCUGUGGACUUGGUUGAAGAUUCUGAAGUCACUGUGGAAUAUAAGGGCAAGUGGCUCAAGGGUGUGGUCAGAUACAUUGGCCGGAUUCCAGAGUUCAAUGUUAAAGUGUUAAAUGUUCCUAUAGCAGGAGUCUUCUUUGGAGUUGAACUGCAGGGAGAAGACAGAGGUAAAGGCGAGAAUGAAGGAAGAUAUAGAUCUAAAACAUACUUUAAAUGUGAAAGGAAUUGUGGGGUUUUUGCCCCCUUUAACAGAGUCAAAUCUGCAUCUCCCAAACCACCGGCGUCCCCUCCACUACACCACGCUGAUCUACCUGAAAAGACCACAGAGCGUUUGUCUGCUGGAGAUCGUGUCAUGUACUUCGUCUAUGAUAAAGUUGACGCUCAGCACGGUAUGGUUUUGGCGCUACUGGAAGAAAAUGGAGAGGUUAUUAUUUCAACAGACAGGGAUGAACAUGGGAAGGAGGGAGGAGAGAUUACAAUCCCUCUGCAAUGUUGUAUAAAAGAGGAAAACUGGAAAAAAAAUGAACCAGAAAUGAUGGACAUUCAUCAAAGUCCAGAAAUGACAAGGAAGGAAGUUGAUAAUGCAGAUAUUACUUUACAUUCCCUGGUAGAAGUUAAACUGGCGACUGGACCUAGCUACGCAAUAGUGCGCUGGAUCGGUAGACUCCCGGGGAAGACCGAAAUGAUGGUCGGCCUGGAACUGGAGAGAAAAUGUGGAGUCAGUGAUGGUAAAUUUAAAGACAUCAGGUAUUUUACAUGUGCACCUAACUGUGGCCUGUUUGUGAGGCUCUCCGCUUGUCGUCUGGACACUCGUUUCUUGGGUCAGACUGCAGUAAAUGGACAUUUCGCUAAUGAUGGGCAGGAUACGCCGCCUAAUCAGGAGAAUGUUCCACCUAUCAGAGCUGAGGAUGUGAAGAAGGUUCUGAUUGGACGGAGGAAGGGCAUCCAGGGUCAUUGCAACUCUUGCUACAUGGACUCUGCCCUCUUCAGUUUGUUUUCCUGUUCGUCAGUACUGGACUCUCUUCUGUUUAAGAAGACUAAUGAUGAACUUAUCCAGAAAACCCUGUUAAGAGAGAUCGUGUGUCCUCUGCGCAGCAAGGGUUUUGUGCGUGAGAAGAGUGUGAUGAAGCUUCGGAAGCAGUUACAGGAGCGAGGCCACAGUCCGAGCUAUACAACAGAUGAAAAAGAUCCAGAAGAGUUUCUUACUCUCAUCAUGCAGGACAUUCUGAUGCUGGAACCGCUGCUCAAACUGCAAUCGUGUAAUCAGCUUAAAGGUGGAACACAGCUGGACGAGUCCGGUUACUUUUACCAGAUCUUUAUGGACUAUAACAACAGUCUGGCUCUGCCCACAGUCCAGCAGCUGCUGGAACAUUCCUUCUACAACUGUGGAAUCAGACUUGCAGAGGUUCCCUCAUGCCUGAUUUUGACCAUGCCUCGCUCUGGGAAGCAGUUUAAAAUGUUUCCGAAAAUCAUCCCGUCACUCGAGCUGGACAUCACCAGUCUUUUAUCCAGUGGACAUCAGCAGUGCGUGCUCUGUGGACACCCGGCCCUGGAGGAAUGCUCCCAGUGCUUUGUGGAUUCAGUUUUCAGCAACACUGGAUUGAAAUUCUUCUGUAAAGUCUGUUCAGAACAGGUCCACCGCCACCCCAGCCGACAGGCUCAUAAACCCUCCGCCCUACCACUUCCUAAAGGAUUCUCUGGUUCACGGGUGCAUGGUGGCGCAAAACAGACUUCCCCGAGAGAAAAACUGGAACUGUUCGCGGUGCUGUGUAUAGAGACCAGCCACUACGUUUCAUUCGUCAAAUACGGACCAGAGAAAACGGACUGGAUCUUUUUCGACAGCAUGGCAGACAGAGAGGGUGAAGUGAACGGCUACAACAUCCCCGAGGUUAAAGCUUGUCCUGAAGUGGCACACUACCUCGAGAUGCCGCUCGCCGAGCUGGCGAAGCAAGCGCCUCGUGAAAUAAAAGGCGUGGCGAAGAGACUCUUCUGUGACGGCUACAUGUACUUAUACCAGAGCCGCAGCAUGGCUCUCUAUCACUGACGUGAUUCAUCCGUGCACAAACUGUACAUGCAGAAUAACACUGAUGUUCAAGCUGCUUUUUAAUCCUGAUGUUGUAACUUUCUAGCUUGUUCUUGAUUAUUGCACUUUCUGUAGACUUCACUGUACAUUAUUAUUGCGUUUGUGUGCCUUGGGUAGUAAAGGAAACUUGUGUAUAUAUAUAUAUAUAUAUUAGAUGUGCUUGACAUACAUGAUGAUGAUUAGUUUCGCCUGCACCCAUUAAAGGGUGAUUUGGCACAGUUUUCACGCUGGAUGCUCUUCCUGACGCAAGCUUUCUAUUUAUUCGGGCUUGGGACUGGCACUAGGGGUGCACUGAUGUGUAUGAUUCCACUGGCUAGGUUCAUGAUAUGCCAUGCGCCCUCUAUUUGUGGGAUUCGAACCCCAGAGCUAUACCAGCCCACUCAGAAACUGCUUAUAAAUGUGAUUUCUGUAAACCAUUUAAAUGAUAUCUUUGUUUGAACGAUGACUUUAUUAACAGAUAUUAAUAUAUUCCAUAAACAGAAUUCGUUUUAGUCAAUUCCUAGUAAAAUUAGAAGCCUCUGCUAAUCAAAUCUGAUCCAUGGGCCGCUCAGGUGACGCAGCGGUAAAAUACGCUGGCACAUCAAAUACAUCGUAUCGAAUUUCAGCUCUGCCAUCCGACUGGGCUGGGCGGCUACAUGAACAACGUCCGGAGAGAGCCGGAUAGGGACCUCAUAACUGAUGCAAAUACGACCUCUGCUGGCUGGUUGAUGGCGUCUGCACAGAGUCAAGGAAUAAUGCUGAUCAGGGUGUGGCUCUCCGUGCACAAAGCUGAUCUGCAUAUGAACUCGACUCAUGCAGGUGAAAAGAUACAGUGGGGAGUGUGUCGGUUCGCUCUCCACAAUCGGGGUGGAGGUCAGCACCAGUACAGAGGAAGCAUAACGCAAUUGGGUAAAAAUGUAUCUAUGGCUGCAGAUUGUUUUUCACUUCUAUACUAACCAAACCUGAUCUAGGCCUGAUUUAACCUCAUAUUGAUGAUCUUGGCUCUUGAACUACUAAUUAGAAAUGGUCCCGGCCUGGUUGGUGGUUGGUUUAAAGCACUAGGGCCUUAAGCCAUGGUCUCCAGAAAAUCUGAGUUCACAUUAGUUUAAUAAUAGUUUAACAUUUAAUAAUUAUUAUUUUCUUGUUUGUUUUUUAAUGCCAGAACGAUGCUUUUUCAUUGGUAGAACAUUUUAUGUGAACGUUUGGUCCACAUGAGGAGUUUAGUCAGCACUGUAUGAUGGGAACACACACUUACUUUAAGUGUCUUAAUUAUUUUGAUAUCUGAUGUAACCAGAAACGUCUCAGGGUUUAAUGAAAUGAAUAAAACGGUGCUCCAGUUAAA
Molecule: messenger RNA, 3904 nt
Organism: Trichomycterus rosablanca
Lineage: Eukaryota; Metazoa; Chordata; Actinopteri; Siluriformes; Trichomycteridae
Gene: cyldl
Product: cylindromatosis (turban tumor syndrome), like
Exons: 15
Coding region: 217-2544 (775 amino acids)
Biological process (GO): protein K63-linked deubiquitination
Cellular component (GO): cytosol
Molecular function (GO): K63-linked deubiquitinase activity; cysteine-type deubiquitinase activity
Source: RefSeq, a predicted model, not a curated record